AUGGAAAUGCUGAAGCAAAUUCAGGUAAACAUUCCUCUAAUUGAUGCUUUGAGGGAGAUACCCGGUUAUGCGAAAAUGAUGAAGGACUUGAUGUCUCGUAAGUUCGACUUCCAAGACUUGGCAACUGUCACAUUGAUACAGACCUGUAGUACUGUUGUGACAAGACCUAUAGCUGAGAAGCUAUCUGACCCUGGAAGCUUCAAAAUUCCAUGCACCAUAGGUAGCUAUGCAUUCGCCAAAGCAUUGUGUGAUUUGGGGGCAAGCAUUAAUCUGAUGCCAUUGUCUAUCUAUAAAACGUUAGCAUAUUUUGUCAUUCUGGAUAACCAAAUUGAUGAGGAGAUUCCCAUAAUUUUGGGAAGGUCGUUCUUGGCCAUAAGAAGAGCUCUGAUUAAUUGUGAAAUGGGGAAGCUGAAGAUGAGACUGAAUAAUGAAGAAAUAACAUUUAAUGUGCAAAGGUCUAUGUGGCGACCCAGUGAGUUUGCAAAUUGCUCUUUGAUAGAUGCAGUGGAUGUGAUCAUGGAGGAAGAUGAUGAGGCACUUAAUGCAAAAGACCCUUUAAUAGCCUGCCUCAUGAACUUAGAAGAAGUAAAUGGUGAAGACUUGGCAGAAUAG
Molecule: messenger RNA, 612 nt
Organism: Nicotiana tabacum (common tobacco)
Lineage: Eukaryota; Viridiplantae; Streptophyta; Magnoliopsida; Solanales; Solanaceae
Source: RefSeq, a predicted model, not a curated record